Messenger RNA from Choloepus didactylus (southern two-toed sloth), 917 nucleotides. It is a transcript of the gene TSACC, whose product is annotated as TSSK6 activating cochaperone. Bases 497 to 901 code for a protein of 134 amino acids. Gene Ontology annotation, cellular component: cytoplasm. NCBI's taxonomy places the organism in Eukaryota, Metazoa, Chordata, Mammalia, Pilosa, Megalonychidae. Gene Ontology annotation, molecular function: protein-folding chaperone binding. The record is from RefSeq and is a predicted model, not a curated record. The transcript has 4 exons.
UAAUCUGUUAAGUAUGAUGAUGGGGAGCCGGAUUUUUAAAAUUAACAUACAGGACAGGAAAAGGACUGAUACUGCAGAAAUUAAACAUGAAGAGAACACCCUGUUAAACUAGGGAGUAAUUGGGGCUGCUUUCUAUUGGGAUUUUGUGACCCAUUCUUAGGAAAUUUAAGGUUUGUGUUUGGUUAAAUUACUAUUUUGUCCAAAAGAAAGGCAGCAAUAAUACAUUAUUAAUAAGUAACAUAUUUCGCCUUGAAAUAGAGCACACCCUUUCACCCUAAUUGAACAGUUUGAAACUUGCUGAAGAUUAUUUAUAAAGUUGUCAAUAGUAGAAAUAAUAGCAUGGUUUGUUGAUCAUGUGAUGCUAUGAUUCUUUCCGAGGUACCACACCUGUUGGUGUUCAGAUGGAGCAGCCCACUAGUCAUCCUACUAACAGAAAAGCCAGUUUCCCAGGGUUCCUGACCAUCCCAGCCAUAUUCUUACUUCCUUGCCUUUGCUCAUGCUGUCCUCCUUCUCCACAUUUGGAAAGUGUUUUCUGCUCAUCAAAAACUUCCCAAGUUUUCAAGCCAAAGAGGAAGGUGGUGCUGUACCACUUUGUCGAGCCAAACCCUCCCCCAGCUAUAUUAAUCUUCAAACAAAUUCCCCAACUGCUUUCCUGAACAUCCAGACAACAGAGCUGUUCUCAGGAGUUGACUGCAAGCCCAAGGAAUGCUUAGGGCUCCUAGAAUGUAUGUAUGCCAAUCUCCAGCUUCAGACCCAGCUUGCCAAGCAACAGAUGGCCAUUUUGGAAAAUUUACAAGCAUCCAUGGCACAACUGGCUCCUCUGAAGGAAAGCAAGAACUCCUCUCUCCCAGCUGUACCUUGUAAUCUGUUGUUAAAUCAUCUGCCCCAGUUCAGUAAAUGAAUUGUGGAAAAAGUUA